Nylanderia fulva is the source of this 10115-nucleotide messenger RNA. It is a transcript of the gene e(y)3, whose product is annotated as PHD finger protein enhancer of yellow 3. The record is from RefSeq and is a predicted model, not a curated record. NCBI's taxonomy places the organism in Eukaryota, Metazoa, Arthropoda, Insecta, Hymenoptera, Formicidae.
AUUUAGUGAACGUUUUACGAUUUGGCAAAAUAUAUUUUGAAAACCAUAAAGAGGGUGUGUAUAUACACUUGUGUAUCGAUCUCGUUCGUCGAAAAGUUAACUAACGUAGCGGAACAACACAUACUCUUGUUGCCCGAGUUGUAUCACACUUGUGCGCCGCUUGAUAAGUCAUCGGGAUCCCAAUUCGCGAGCAGGCUCAGAAAAAUAUUGGUUAUGUUCGCGCGAUUCGGGUGAAAACAAACGAGCGAACGAUGUAGCGCGGUAAGUAAAGCGACGAUGCUGAGAUAAUCAAUCAUGACCCGGCGAUGAUGUCGCGGAAACUUUACGCACAAAAAAUGCACUUGCAGUGAGGAGAGGUGAGCCAUCGUUUCAGACGGGAAGCUUGUUCAUGCAUGAUCAAAUAGAGGAAAAAAAGUUCGCAUAAAUGUACGACGGCGUAAGCAGCAGGUGUAACAACGUCCUCUGCGCGGAACGUCAAAACAAUGUCCGAGGGUUCUAAGAUGGGCCUGUUUGGCUCCAAGGACAGGAAUCAGGAACAAAGAGAGAAAUCUUCCAAGGACAACUCCCCGGCUCGUUAUGCACCAUACGGCGUUGACAGCGACACCGAGACAUACGACACCGAGGCUCUGAGCAUGAUGGAUAUCAACGACAUCAUCGGCGUGCAGUCCGGUGAACAGGUCGGCGACUCGACUUUAGAGAGCGAAAUCGCCGCCCUUUCGCAGAUUAUUACGGAAUCCAAGAUGGAAUCGACCUCGCACUUGGCGGACCCGAAGGCAGAGACGCAGCAGGACGCAUCCGAGGCACCUAGUGCUAAUGUCUACGCCACGAACAUUGAUAAUAUUGAUAUUUCGAAUGUCGACGAGUCCAGUAUUACGUCGGGAAAAUGUGCAGUUAGUGAAAUCUGUGAAACGCAGAAAGCAAUGCUUGGACGUACCCAUAAAGAUGUAAUGUGCGAAGAACUGUCAUUGAUUGCCACAGAGAAGAGUGUUUCGGAGGAUGUAGAAAUGGAUUCUGUAAUUGCAUGUGAUAAAACUUCCGACGUAAAUAUCAACGAGAUAAUCGGUGAUAUUUCUGCGGUUUGUACAGAAUCGUCUUCCAAUGAUACGUCAUGCAUUGAAACUCAUUCUUCAACUGUUACGUUAAGCGAUACUUUACAGGAAACUAAGCAACAAGCAGAUGUUGCUUCUCCCAAGGAUCAUGAGAAUGAUAUUGUUGAAAAGGAUCAAUCAGUUGAUGAGACAAAUAAAAGUCAAAAGACUAAUGCAAAGUCUGUGGUGACUGUUGGUGGUAUUAGUAAGAGUUUGCAAUUGAUAGGAGAAGCGUAUAAUUCUGAGGACUCGGAGGAAACAGAUGUGAACGAUAGCGACUUUUUGAAAGAGACUCCAUCACUUUCUGAAGAAACUUCAUUGCUUGUUUCUACAAUGCAACAAGGAAAAGAAAUUAUUGAAGAAAAUUCUGAAGUAGUAGAUGUAUUGGAACAAAAUACUGAAAAAUCUCCAUUGUUAAAUGAUAAUGCAAGUGCAACUAUUUCAGAAAAAUUAAAUGCAAAAGUAGAAGAUGUUACUGAUAGCCAAACAUCAAAUAUAAGCAUUGAAAAGUCUGAAGAUUCUAGUCAAAGUGAAUUGUUGCAACAAACUUUAAAAGUGCAAGAGAAUAUAUAUGAAUCUAAAUUGAAUGAAGCAGCAAAAACUGACAGUGGGAUAUCAAGUAGCAUGCAUGAACAAAAUGAAAAUAACAUAGAAAUAGAUAAAGGAAAUACAACGGAAGAAAUGUCAUUAGAAUAUAAAUCUUCCAAAACUUCUCAAGAAACUGUAGAUACAUUUGCAAAUACUUCUACUACAUCAUCAAUGGAAAUAAUGAAUAUAGAAGAUUGUCAAAAAAUGGAAACUACAAAUAUUGAUUCAAAAUUAAAUACAUCAGUAUUUAUUCCUGAAACAGCAAAGUUAGAUAGUUUAGUAAUUUCUAAUGAAAAAGAAUUUGAGCCAAAAAAUAUUAAUGACAAUUCUCCUUUCAUUGAUGAUGAUGAUGAUGUAAAGGAUGUAUCUAAGUGCAAAGAUAAAGAUACUCUUUUAGAAUUUGCAAGUGAAACUCAGGAUUCUGCAAUAACUGAAGUGUCUGAUAAGAAAUUAAGAAUAACAGAAAUGAUAAGUCAAAGUGAUAAUUUGCAGGAAGAAAAUGCCAUUAUUGAAAGCUGUCAGACAACACAGGAAAUCACUUCAAUAACGAAUAAAAUUAAUGAUGAAUCUCAAGAAACAGCUGAUAUAAAAACGGAUCUUGCAUCAAUGGCUACAGCUUUUGAUAAUCAAGAUAAAGUGGACUUGGCUAAUGCUGAGGAAACAUCUGUAGUAAGUGAUGAAAAUAUAUUUCAAACUGCUUCAAACAUAAUUAAUAAAGAAUUAGUUUUAAAUGAAAAUACAUCAUUAAGUCAUGUUGAAGAAAAGAAUAUGACAAUUGAACAAUCGUUAAGUGAAGAUUUGCUAGGUGGUGAAAACUUAGAUUUAUGCUCUACAAAUCUAAUAGCACAGAGUGAUACAAAUUCAACGAAUGUCAAUAAUUCUGUGGAAGCAACCAUUCGUACAGAAGAGAAUCUCCUUACAGUUGAAUCAAUAACUCCAGUCAAACAUGAUGAAUCAAUUAAACAACUUCCAUCUAUAUUAGAAAUGUCCGAAAUUAGUAAUAUUAAUGAUAUUGUAUCUAAUAAACUUGAAGCUUUACCUAUUCCAAUAUCGCAUGAAGAUUCAAGUAACACAAUUGAAAAUAUAAACAAACCAUUAUGUGAAACUGAAAAAAUACAAGAUGUAGAGAUGAAAAUAUUAGAAGUAGUGUCUAUGAACGAGAAUCAAAAUGUAACAUCGCCAUUGGAAAAUAAACCACAGCAAAUAUGUGAUCAGUCUGAAUUGCAUGUACCAGAUGAAGAAAGUAAUUCCUGUACAAAUAAUAUGAAAGGAGAUGAUGUAAUAUGUGAUCAAUCUGAAUCGCAUAUAUUAGAUGAACAAAGUGAUUCCAGUGCAAAUAAUAACUCCAUGCAAAUAAAAGAAGAUGAUGUAACGAGUUCCUUGUGUAAUACAACGCAGAAGGAAGAUAAAAUUGGGAAAAAUAUUACUACUGAGAUAUCGAACGAGUCGAAAAUUAGAGAAGACGAAACUUUUGUGCCAAAUUUAAAAGAAAAAGAUAUUGUAGAAUCUGAAAAAAAUACUAAGGCUGAAACUCAUGAAAUGAGCUUAGUUCUAGAAUCUGAUAUUUCCACAUCUGAUGUCCAAGCAGCAAAUUCAAAGAUUGCUGAUUUACAAACUGAUGAAGAAAUGAAACUGCAUGAUGAAAUUGCAAAGAUAUCUGAAGAGUCAAAAGAGCUGUCCAAUGUUAAUGCAACGCCAAUAGAAGAGGAAAGUAUGGAACCAAUUGUAGAGAAAUCUAUUAACGCCAAUGAUGUACAAUCGAACAUUAUUAAUAUCAUCAACAUGUCUUUACUACAAGAAAACUCGAAUGAAAAAACGAAUACGGAAAACUUAAUGGAAAAACUAUCUCAGGAUUCAAAAAGCGUGGAUGCUCCGACCAUUACACAAACUACAAGUACUUUAGAAGGGCUUUUGAGUUUGAAUCUUAUAUCGGAUAAUGAAAGUUCUACAUUAAAGGAUAUUGAAGAUAAAACUUUAAUAGAAGAGACAGUAAGUAAAAAUGUCGAUAUAGAUCUUCUAUUCGAGCGAACAAAUCAAGGCGACACAACCAUGUCGGAAAAUUCAGAUAGUAUAACAAACGUGAUUGCUAGUUUAACUAAUCGAGAUAAUGAAACGAGCGAGGUUGACAUUAAUGCAAUAGUUGAUGAUAAAAUUACUGAGAAUGAAGAUGAUAUCUCACUAAAAACGAAUAAAGACGUAAAUACGGAGUCGGUAAAUGAGAUCACGGAUGAGGAAAAGAUGAAAGAGCCUCUUGAAGCAGAUAAUAGUUUGUCACAGACUGAUUUAGACAUGGAUUUCGAAGAUAAUCGAUUAGAAAUUCGAUCGGUCGAAGAUUUGGAGGAAAGUGAAGCCAAAUUGGAAUUGCCACAGGAUAUUUUGUUAGAGAGCGUAAUGCCGAGAGAAAAUCUUUCCCGAAGUGUCGACACUCCGAUUGUCGAGAACUCGCAAUCAAGUUCAGAGAUAUCCGAAUUGGAGUCUGCGGUGAAGUUCCUGCAGGAGUCCGAGGAGCAAACGAUAGAUUCGCCGUUGGUACUCUCGCCGAAAAUGGUGGAAAGCGUCGUGGAGGACAUAACGAAACAGGCUAAUGCGGACCUUUACGUAUCCGAUGAAAUUGACAAUUAUGCGAAUGCCGAAUCGGAAUUGGCGAAUUUGCGAAACGUCACUGCCGCGGAUUCCAUCUCCAUCUCGGAAGCUGAGAUUAUAUCGGAAGCUGCGAAGCUGGAGAACGAGCGAAAAUUUGCAGCGCAAAUACAAAACUCUCCCGAUAUAGAAGAAAAAGGUGUCAAAGAGAUAAAUGAAGAGAUCAAAUCGAAUGAAGAAACGAAAAGUCACACGUGCUCGAAGAUUUCGUCUGAGAAUGUUCCUUCCGCGCAUACGGAUAGUUCUCUGAAUGUGCAAGUGAUGGAAUCGAUACACGAAGAGAAGAACAUUAUUCCUGAUAUUAGGUCGUUGUCGAGCGAAGGUAUUUUGAAGACAUGCGAGAUGAUCCCGAGAGUGUCGAUACUGGAGGAACGACUGAAGGAGCCGCCGAAGAUCGAAAUACCGGAUUCAGCUAAGGUAUUGGAAUCUUCCAUCAGCUCGAACGAUAGUCUUCUCAUACCGAAAGAUGCGAGAGCUAUCGUCUAUUCGAAGAUGUUGGAAUCACCGAAAUCGGGCGAAAAGGCCGAUACGAAGGGCGUCGAGACGCCGCGCAAAGACUUGGAGAAGCACUCAGAUCCCGAAAAUAUCGGUUCGCCGAGGAUAAUCCUGAAGAUUGCCAAAUCCGCGAUCGCCGAUUGCAGCGAGCCACGAUCGCCGAAGAGUCCGAAGAUUCGUUCGGCCACGAACUCGCCGAAUCCAGAAGACAGUCCAGGUCAGAAGUUGGGAAAGAUCAAAUUGAAAUUGUCGAAAGGUGGUCAUCCCUCUAUAAUAUCCAAUGAAAAUUUUGAGGAGAUCAAUCAGUGGCAUACUGAUAAUGCACCAUCGUUAUCUCCUCUCGGUAUGAAAAUCAAACUGUCCAAAUCUGGGGAUGCCUCUAUCGUCGGUUUGGAGAAACACGAGCAUCCGGACGAGACGAAGUAUAAAAUCGAGGAGCCGAAGAGAACGGAGUCUCCCAUCGGUAUGAAAAUAAAACUAUCUAAAUCCGGAGAUGCUUCGAUUAUUUCCGAUUCCAGGCAGCAGGAUUCCACUAAGGAGGUUCUCACGAAGCACAAGGAAAAAUUGGAGAUACCGCAAGGAAGCCCGAAGAGAACGGAGUCACCGAUCGGGAUGAAAAUCAAACUGUCCAAAAGCGGUGAUGCUUCUAUCAUUCAGACUGACAGGCAGGAAUCUUUAGAGGAAAUGCAUAGGGACAAGCGGACCGAUUCUCCAAUCGGUAUGAAAAUUAAACUGUCGAAAACCGGUGAUGCUUCCAUCGUAUCUCCGGAUGUUUGUGAAGAUGCAAAGGAUUCAUCCAUGAAGGCGAAAGAAAAGCAAGAUAAUUUAGAACUACCGAAGAGAACCGAAUCUCCAAUCGGGAAAAUCAAGUUAGCUAAGUGCAAAGGUGGUGCAUCUAUUAUUUCUGUAGAUAAUACUGAAGAUGUAAAAGAUAAGUUGGAAGUACCCGAACCACCUAAGCGUACCGAAUCACCGCUCGGAAUGAAGAUAAAGUUAUCGAAAACCGGAGACGCAUCUAUUAUACAUUCUGAAGUUACAGACGACUUAAAGGAGACGAGACAUAAAGAUAAAUCUGAGGUAACACAAGAUACGACAAAGACGUCGGAAUCCCUCGGGUUUAAGCUCAAGAUGUUGAAGACAAGUGAGAUGUUGCCUGACACGAUGGAAGAACAAGAUGCGCCUCGAAGUUCCGAAUCAUUUACAGGUGUCAUCCCGAAGAUUAAAGUAUCUAAAUCUGGAGACGCGUUACCUGAUAAAACGGAUACAACAGAAGAUUUGCAGUCACAGGAAGAGCAGGCAGAAGUCCCAAAGAGAACGGAAUCUCCACUCGGCAUGAAGAUCAAGUUGUCCAAGAGCGGCGAUGCUUCUAUUGUACAGAGUGAAACCGUAGCUGAGGAUCAUCAAAAUAAGACUCCGCAUGCAACCGAUACGGAAUACUCUAAAAGCGGUGAUUCGCCUCUAGGGAUGAAGAUCAAGCUGUUCAAGACCGGUGACGCUUCCGUGGUGGAAGCACCAGCUUCUGCUUCCUCAGAGAAGAAGGAUAAGCAACAGAGACGCAGAGAUGCUGCCGAUUCGUCGUUAGAAAUGAAGAUUAAACUGUCGAAGACAGGUCAUGCCACUAUCGUGGCCAGUGAUAAUCACGGGGAAUCUUCUACGCACAAAGGAUCCUCAAAGGAUCCUCAAGCAGCUCUGGAUCCUGCAACGCUGAAUUUUCCUCACAGGUACAUGGAGCAUGCUACAGUGCACAAAGAGCCCACGUUAAAAAUUCUCAAGACCGGUCAUCAUCCGACAAUUCUGCAAGGCAGUCGGUCCGAGCUAACAAUCGAGCCGGUACAGACGCAGAGCAGAAAACAGCCAACGGAGAAUGUUCAACAGUCGAUGGAAAUAUCGCCCAAGCGUAAGGAUGUAACGAUCUCGCCUGUCGAGUGCAAAAAAUCGAAAUUGGAAGCGCAACUCUCUCAGAUCCUGCCGGAAGUUACCAUUCAACCGGUAAUGAGUCGGGAUCAAAAGCAGCAGCAGCAGUCACUAUUGUUUGAUCCGAAGUCGAGUUUAAUCAGUCGACAGCAGAUGAACGUCAUUAACCAAGAGAUCAGUAUUACCCAGGUACGACCUGGAAUGGCGAAGACGGAAAACACGUCAAGCGUAAAUGACAAGCUCAAGGAUCUUCUGUGCAAGAAUACUACAAAUUCGCCGGGCGGCUCGUCCGAUUGCGAGAUCAUUGAGCAUCGUCCGGAGUUGAUAAUCGUGAAUGAGAAUUCUAAUUCCAGCCAGGAUGUCGUCAUUAUAGAGGAGGUGACACCUAACAAAGCGGCCGAUAUUAAGGUGCCGAAGAAGAGAGGAAGACCGCGAAGAAAUCCGAUGAUGGCUCAGCAGCGUGUUCAACAGUCGUCGCCGCAGAUAUUGAUACCCAGGGAUCCCUUGGCCUUGGACGAGGUACAGCAAGUUCCUCCGCAACAGUUGGAACACAGGGAAAACGAGCGGCCUAAGAGAACCUGCAGAAAUCAAAAAAGUUAUGCUCCGCCCAAGAGAGGCAGAGGACGAGGCCGCGGUAAACGGAAACUGGAUAACGUGGAACCCCAGGUUGGAAAGAAGUCUCGAAUAGAUCAAGACUUAUCUGCUAUAGAAGCGUCGACGAUGGCUGUCAUUACUAUCGAUGAAACAACACCGGCGCAGGAAGAUCCACUUCGAAAAUCAUCAGAACUAUACAAGGCACUGAAACAACCGCCUAUAGAUCGUAAGAGUUCGACGAGUCGCAAAGAAGCGGCGAAGAGAGACUCAGCCUUCAAAGCCUCGGAAUCUGAGAUCGCGAUGCAACUAGAUCCUGCCAGAUUAUCGUACGUCCAGGACGAUCCGUCGAGAGCAUCCACGAGUCAAACGUCCACUAUUGAAUCGUUGGACUCGAAAGCUGGCGAGCAGCACAAGAGAGCUGUGUUAGAGAUUGUUUCCGAGAAGACGCAGAAAUCGACGAUGAAGCAGUACGCCGAGAAUAAAGGUAAAACGUCGGAUGGACUAUCGAGAGCGUCUGAAAUUAAGGAGAUACCUGUACCUCCUCCCGGACACUCGAACUGGCUGACGCCGACGUCGAAGAAGCAAGCGGACUCGACGGCCAUCAGAGGCGAAACAGUAUCGACGGUACAGGUGAUAGACGAGGAGACGAGAAUGAGCGCCGAGUCCGGCUCGAGGUCUCAAACACCUGCUAGAAAUAUAUCAGCGCCGGCUUCGGAGACAAUAAUAAAUGAAGAAUCGCAAGGUAGUGUCCUGAGUACUGCUACAACAGAAUCAGAAAAGGUCAAAGUAAAGAACCGAAGGAUGGAAAUUAAUUUUGAUCCUGAUGAAGGACCCUUCACUGUUGAUAAAAUAGCGGAAUAUGAAUGGCCACUGGAUCGAAAGGGUGAAACCUUUAUGAUACAAGAACAGAUAUCACAAUAUCUCGGGGUAAAAUCUUUUAAGCGUAAAUAUCCUGAUCUCAAACGCAGAGUAGUUGAUAUGGAAGAGAGAAAUUAUUUGAGAGAAAAUGCAUUAGUCAGUGAAGCAAUGUGUGACAUGGGACUAACCGCAGUAUGCAGUUCAGAAGUAUUGGAUGUAAUGUGUAGUGAUUUUCCCGAUCAAUAUGAAGAGUAUCGCAAGCAUAUGCGCGAAAAACAAGUCAAGGAGCAUUCCAAGAAGCAAAAGGAAUUAACGGCCGCAGCAAAUGCGGAGAGAAAUAGAAUAGAUCUUGCGGAAAUGGCCGUGCAAUCGGCGUUUGCGUGGAACAGUAACUUAAAUAAAGCUCGCAAAGAGAACCGCAAGUGUUGCUUAGAUCUGCAGACUUUCACAAUUCAUGUUCCGAAGAAGCAACAGAAAGUCGAACAACAGAAUGUUGAAAACAAAGUUGGUCAUUAUCCCGUUGCACUUAUACCAGGACAGUAUACCGAUUAUUAUCGGGAAUAUACACCAGCGGAAUUGAGAUAUUAUCCACUAAAUACGGUCUUGUACGGACCCACGCGGCCCAAUGAACGUAAAUGUGAUAGCCAGUCGGAAGGUUCUCAGAGUGAUAGCGAUAGUGAAUCGUCUUCCGACGACUCAAGUUCGUCUUCCAGCGAAGGUACGCAAGAUACGGAAGGAUCUCAGUCGACUAUGGAUGACGUAGAUAUGGAAAUUUCGAAUUCAAAGGACGAUGUAAAGUUGAAAUGCAAGAUGUGCCUGAAAGUCCUAAAUAAGCAUAACAAGAAUGAAAUAUUAAUCCAAUGCGGUACUUGCAACGGAAAUGUUCAUCCAUCCUGUAUAGAUUUAACAUUGGAUAUGGUUCCGCAUAUUCAGUCGUACGCAUGGCAGUGCACCGAUUGCAAAACAUGUGCGCAGUGUCACGAUCCUGCGGACGAAGAUAAGAUGCUCUUCUGUGAUAUGUGUGAUCGUGGAUACCACAUCUACUGCGUCGGUUUGCGACGAGUACCACAAGGAAGAUGGCAUUGUCAAGAGUGCGCCGUAUGCGCGAACUGCGGCUCGAGGGAACCCGGUGGUGCUAAUUCAGAUAGAAAUAGCGUUGCGCAAUGGCAGCAUGAGUACAAGAAAGGCGAGAAGAAUACUAGAGUGUACGUUUCAACGCUCUGUGUGCCAUGUUCGAAGCUGUGGCGAAAGGGUCGCUAUUGCCCGCACUGCAGUCGCUGUCAUACCGCCCAAAGGCUCGACCUGGAAGCGAAUCUAGUGCAUUGCAGCGCAUGUGACAAAUAUCUGCACUUAGAAUGCGUGGAGACCAAGGGAGUAGCGGUUGACAAGAAAAGUUAUCUUUGUGAUUUUUGUACACCAUCGAGCCGUCAGCAAGUGACGAAACCUUUGGUGUCGAAGAUGCUUAAAACGUGAACACAAUCUUUUCCCUACGAGCAGGAAAGUCCGUCGAGCUGUAUAGUAUUGAUGCAGUAUGUAUUAUAUUAAAGUAGUUAAAUUUUUUUAUUGAAUGUGCGUUUACGAGCGACGAGUAUGCGCAAGAUUUUUCUCGAGUAUUUCAUGACAAGUGGAUCACAUGUACAUAGUCGCGGAAUAAGUCAUUUAACUUCUGAUGCUGAAUUUUUGCUACGUGUAUGUUUAGCACAAGAUAAACGGUGAAUUGCCCGAAAAGACUGAAUAUUUCAGUUUCCAUUAUAAAUGUUUUAUCACAAUUACAAGAUUAUAACAUGCAGAGUUAUGAUAAAUCGUACACUUUUUCAAAAAUCUGACAACUUUUUGAUGAAUUUGAAAUUUUUAAACAUUAUGAGUUCAAGGUGUUGGGUAUUGCUUCUUUUUUUAAUUCUCUCUCUGUACUUGUGUAAUACAAUUUUGUAAAAUACA